CACGAUGCUUCCUCGAGCCAGUGAGGGAGAGGGAGCAGAGCGCGUUCUCGAGAGGGGAGAACCUCGAGACACAGGGCCAAAAAGAGAAAUAAAGCAGAAUAAAGCAUAGAUAUUGUACGCACUAAAGUGAUUGAUGAAUGAAAUAUAACCGUGUCGUCACAAGUAAUACUUAUAUUUUACUUGAAGAAAUAAAUAUAUCCUAACUUUUGAUGCAUAGCUAGCUUUCCACAGCGCCUGUUUUAAGCCAACUCAACGCCGAGUUGAGAUACCUAGCUACCCAGCUAGCCAAGUCAGACAGUGAAAAUUAAGAAUAUAUGGAGUGAAGGAGAGGCGUACAGGAGGCGGAAUAUUUUUGCAGAAUAUCUCGCAGUUGUGCGUGUCAGAAAUUCGCACAACCCUAAAGAAGUUCGUUUCUUUUUUAUUCAAAAAGUUGGCUUCCGCUUGGCACAGGCCUGUAGUUGUGGAGUGUCGCGAGCUAACGUUAGUUACUUCGCGCGUGUAACAAUCGGCGCGUGGUUCGGCUGUCACGGAACCGCAAAGUCGGUGAGGAAGAUGUCGGCUCAAGCUCAAAUGCGGGCAAUGCUGGACCAGCUGAUGGGCACGGGCAGAGAUGGUGACAGCAUGCGGCAGAGGAUCAAGUUCACAGACGAGAGGGUGUGUAAGAGUCACCUGCUGGACUCCUGUCCUCAUGACAUACUGUCAGGCACGCGCAUGGACUUGGGAGAGUGUGUGAAAGUUCACGACCUGGCUCUCCGGGCAGACUUUGAGAUUGCCUCGAAAAAGCAGGAGUACUUCUUUGAACUAGAUGCCACGGAGCACCUGCAGUCCUUUAUUGCGGACUGCGACCGGCGGACAGAACUUGCGAAGAAGCGUCUGGCUGAGACGCAGGAGGAGAUCAGCGCAGAGGUUGCUGCCAAGGCGGAGCGAGUGCAUGAGCUGAACGAGGAGAUCGGGAAGCUGCUGGCACGGGCGGAGCAGCUGGGGGGCGAGGGGAACGUGGACGAGGCGCAGCAGGUGCUGGAGAAAGUGGAGAAGACUCGCGCCAUGAAGAGAGAGGCGGAGGACGUGUACAGGAACUCGAUGCCAGCUUCCAGUUUUCAGCAGCAGAAGCUCAGAGUCUGCGAGGUGUGCUCUGCGUACCUGGGUCUCCAUGACAAUGACCGUCGCUUGGCUGACCACUUUGGUGGGAAACUGCACCUGGGCUUCAUUGAGAUCCGUGAAAAGCUGGAGAAACUGAGGAAAACCGUUACUGAAAAACAAGAGCUGAUGCGGAGCAGAAGACGGGAGGAACGGGAUAGAGAGGAGGAGCGAGAGAGGGAGUGGGAACGAGAGCGCGAGAGGGAGCGGGAGAGGGAACGGGAGAAGGAGCGUGAGAGGGAGAGAGAGCGAGAAAGGGAUAGACGAAGGACGAGAUCAAGAAGCGGAGAGCGUUACAGGAAACAAAUUGGAAACCAACAAACCACAUGUUUAAUUUUGAGGGAUGGUGGGAGCUCCUCCCAUCACUCCAGAAGACAUCACUCCUCUCGUUCACGGGAAGAAGGAGGAGAGAGAGAGAAGGACAGGGAGAGGAGGCACAGACACAAGGACAGACACCGCUCUCGCUCCCACUCUCAUAGGAGCAAAAAGAAGAGGACAGGGCAGAUCUGCAACCUGCGAGGCAUCUCACAAAGUAGGUCUUCUCGGGAUCGGUCCCCCCACCCCAGAGAGAGGGAGCAGCAGUCACCAUCACUGGAGCGAGGGAAUGAAGGCAGAGCAGAGUGGCAGAGGGAGGGGUGGAUGAUAGAGAGGGAGGGGUCCCCUUCGGUGGAGAUGCCCAGAAGAGACCCCAGUGAAGAGAGAGAGAGAUCUAUUUCGGUCGAGAGGGACAGACGCUCUAGUUCUGAAGAGAGGGAAUCGGGGGAGCUAUAGGGAUACUGAGACGGACAGGUGUGGAGUGUACAUACCGUAUAUAAACAGGUUGGGGAGGUGGGUGGGUGGGGGGGGGCUAGUUGGGGUAUGAUAUGGUAGGACGAGAUAACAGGAAAAUGUGGAGCCAGAAAUAACAGAAGUAAAAUGGGAGGAAAAAUGGGAAAUUGUCCCUGGUGAAUGUCAGAGAAAAUGUGAGGGGGGAGGGGGGUGCUGAAGGAGUGAAGUACAGAAGGAACAAAUGGGGAGACAGAUGACACCCAAAGGCUGUUUAUUUUAUUUUAGCAUGGCUGUUGGGUUAUUGUUUUUUAUUUUUAUGAUGAUGAUCCUUGUUGUUAUCAGUACUAAAAAAGAUACUCAAUCACUUUUGGACUCUCCGAUAUAAUGUUUGAAUAAAAAUUUUAAAAAGGAUGAAAAAGUGUACACUGCACGAAAGACCCAGCUACCCUGAUGUACAUGUGAUUAAUACACAGAGGAGUUUAAAUACAAAUGCAUUCACACAGACUACACCUGUCCCCAUAAGACUGCAACAAACACGCACACAAACCUUUAUGUAAAACUCAUCAGACACAAUGUAUAGUCUGUAGAUGUCAGUAAAGACAUGGAAAAAUCCUGAGAAAUUGAACACAAACACACAACAAAAGAGAAGGACAGCAUACUAACUCCAGGUUGUUAGAGUGCUGGGUGCCUGUGCCUUGAUGUGCAAUUUACACCAAAAUUGAAUAAAAUGAAAGUUUCCAUUCAAACACAA
Messenger RNA from Anguilla rostrata (American eel), 2656 nucleotides. RefSeq names its product putative RNA-binding protein Luc7-like 2. Gene Ontology annotation, molecular function: mRNA binding. Bases 553 to 1908 code for a protein of 451 amino acids. The transcript is spliced from 12 exons. The record is from RefSeq and is a predicted model, not a curated record. Gene Ontology annotation, biological process: mRNA splice site recognition. Gene Ontology annotation, cellular component: U2-type prespliceosome; U1 snRNP. NCBI's taxonomy places the organism in Eukaryota, Metazoa, Chordata, Actinopteri, Anguilliformes, Anguillidae.